GCAACAGCGCGGUCUUCUUCUUCUCUCGUCUCUUUCCUUCUUCUUCGUUACACGUUUGUUUGGGAGAAUUGUAAGAAAUUAUAUGCAUAUAUAUAUAUAUAGAUGUAUAGAUUUAUGUAUGGAUGUAUGCCGGCGGUGAGAUUGUAGCUACUAAGACCGUACAGUCUGUUCUCUCUACUCUUUUAUCCUUUUAUAGGCGACAGCAGACUUCUGAAUCGGAUUCUUCGCUCGGAAAAAUUUUUCAAAAAAUCAUGGAGUCUCAUCUCAUAUCCGCGCUGAAAUCUCGCGGUGUUAUCUUUAUCCCCGCACUGAAAAUUCUCCGGGAAUCCGAAGCUUAUCUUCUUGUGUAUUCACCAAGGAAAAGCAAACAGGAUGAGGAUGUCAAUGUUUUUGCUGGGUCUUUUGUUGCUAAUUGGCUCUGCAAUGGCUGAGGCAAGGCCAUACGAAGACCAUAUGUCGUACAAGGACCCAAAUCAGCCUGUGAACAGGCGAAUCCGAGACCUUAUGAGCAGGAUGACACUAGCAGAGAAGAUAGGCCAGAUGGUGCAAAUUGACCGCAGUGUUGCAACUCCUGAAAUCAUGAAGAACUACUCCAUUGGUAGCCUUCUUAGUGGUGGAGGCAGUGUCCCACGCCCUCAGGCCACUCCUCAGGAAUGGAUAAACAUGGUUAACUCUUUCCAGAAUGGUUCUCUUUCCAGCCGGUUAGGGAUCCCCAUGAUCUAUGGCAUUGAUGCUGUUCAUGGCAACAACAAUGUCUACAAGGCUACUCUCUUUCCUCACAAUAUUGGUCUUGGGGCAACCAGGGAUCCUGAGCUUGUGAAGAGGAUUGGUGCUGCCACUGCUCGAGAAGUUAGAGGAACUGGCAUUAACUAUGCUUUUGCACCUUGCAUUGCUGUAUGCAGAGAUCCAAGGUGGGGAAGAUGCUAUGAGAGUUACAGUGAAGAUCCCAAAGUUGUGAAGGCCAUGACAGAGAUUAUACCUGGAUUACAAGGGGAUAUUCCCGCAGAUUCUCGCAAAGGUGUUCCUUAUGUUGGAGGACAGGACAAGGUUGUUGCCUGUGCAAAGCACUUUGUGGGUGAUGGUGGCACCACCAGAGGCAUUGAUGAGAACAACACUGUGGUAGACUGGCAAGGUCUCAUGAGCAUCCACAUGCCGGCCUACUACGACUCGAUCAUCAAGGGAGUUUCGACUGUCAUGGUUUCUUACUCCAGCUGGAAUGGCAAGAAGAUGCAUGCCAACCAUGAUCUUGUCACCAAUUUACUCAAAAACACACUUAAAUUCAGGGGUUUUGUCAUCUCAGAUUGGCAGGGUAUUGACCGAAUCACCUAUCCUGACCAUGCAAACUACUCAUACUCAGUCAUGCAAGGCCUUCAUGCUGGAAUUGAUAUGGUCAUGGUUCCUUUCAAUUAUACUGAGUUCAUUGAUACCGUAACAAAGCUUGUUGACGAUAAAGUAAUUCCAAUGAGCCGCAUUGAUGAUGCUGUCAGUAGAAUUUUGAGGGUCAAAUUCACAAUGGGUUUAUUUGAGAAACCAUUGGCUGAUGAAACUUAUGUCGAUCAGAUCGGAAGCCAGGCUCAUAGAGAUUUGGCAAGAGAAGCAGUUAGGAAGUCUCUUGUUCUUCUCAAGAAUGGAAACAAUGCAGAUGAACCUGUACUGCCAUUGCCAAAGAAUGCUUCAAGAAUCCUUGUUGCAGGAACUCACGCCAACAAUUUAGGCAAUCAGUGUGGAGGAUGGACCAUCACCUGGCAAGGUCUUAAUGGCAACAACUUCACUGCCGGAACCACUAUCCUGAAUGGAAUUGCAGCAGCUGUGGAACCAAGCACAGAGAUCAUGUUCAGCGAGAACCCGAAUGCAGAUUUUGUGAAAUCCAACAACUUCUCCUACGCAAUAGUUGUGAUCGGUGAACAGCCAUAUGCAGAGAUGAACGGGGACAAUACCACUUGACAUUACCGGAGCCAGGUGCAAGCACAAUCGGCACAGUCUGCAGCAAAGUGAAGUGUGUAGUAGUGAUUGUGUCUGGUAGCCUCUGGUGGUUGGAGCCCUUAUG
Molecule: messenger RNA, 2047 nt
Organism: Carica papaya (papaya)
Lineage: Eukaryota; Viridiplantae; Streptophyta; Magnoliopsida; Brassicales; Caricaceae
Biological process (GO): glucan catabolic process
Molecular function (GO): beta-glucosidase activity
Source: RefSeq, a predicted model, not a curated record